AUGUCUAGAAAAAAGAUUAAAUGUUUUGAUUAUUUUGAACAAAAGCCUUCAAAAUGGGACAUUAUAGAGUUUUUAAAAGUAUGCGACCUUGAACCAUUCAAAAAGAAGAAAAAACUUAAAUUGAGCAAAAUAAGUGGUGGAUCUUCAAUUCAUAUCUACAACUCAACAUUAUUGGGAAACUCAUUGUCAGGAAACUCUCUAAGGAUUGGGAUCGUUGCUUGUACUGUUAAUGUUGAGUCUGGGAGUGAAAGAAAUAAAUUGGUAGGAAAAGAAACUAGUAAACUCCCAUCAGAAUCAAAUAUAGAUUCAGAUUACAGAGAGAAAUCAGAGGGCGAAAAGAAGAUCACUGGAUCCUUAAAUGACUCUUCCAAUCACUUUCCUGAACAUAUCGAUAGUAGUGAAAACAAGAAUGACAAGAGUGGAAGUGAAGCAAUUGUCUUCGAGUUGGAUGAAUUAAAAAAAGCGGAUAGAGUCUCAAUCAAGAAACGAGGUGUGCAAUAA
Messenger RNA from Entrophospora candida, 501 nucleotides. The record is from the annotation of a GenBank genome assembly. Lineage: Eukaryota; Fungi; Glomeromycota; Glomeromycetes; Entrophosporales; Entrophosporaceae.